AGAGUUAUUCUAUGGUGAAACCUUGACAAUGACGACGGUGACUAUUUUGUGAUUGUGAUUUUCGGCAAAGGACAUGGAAAAUCAAACUUGCUAUGUGUUGAACGAUGAAAAGUUGCUUCAUGAUGCAGGCUUUCUAUAUAUGUGGCUUCUAGCGAUUCCACUUGUAAUACUAUGCCUUACCACGAUUGUUGCGAACGGGGUGAUUAUUUUAAUGUUUGCAAUUCGAAGGAAGAUACGAAGAUGUCGGAAUACUUACAUCUUCAGCCUAGCUGUUGCGAACUUUUUGAUUGGAUUAACAAUGCCGUUGUCCAUUGCAGAGACGCUUGGAGAAGGAUGGAUAUUCGGUCGGAAGUUCUGUUUGUACUUUUUGACGGUUCGAUAUUCACUAUUUUAUGUGACGAUUCUUAGCAUUAUUUUGAUUUCAGUCGAUCGAUGGUGGUCUAUUAACUUUCCGUUUUCCUACAGAAUUAAACGGAGCAAACGUAUAACAUUUACGCUCGUUGCUAUCGUGUGGAUGAUAAGUUUGAUGGUACACUUGCCUUCAAUUCUUGGGUGGAAUUACAUCUAUGUAAUGCCAGAGUCUUUGCACGGAUACUGUAGGCUACCUUAUCAAUACAACUCCGGAUUUGUGAUAUCAGCUUCGUUAAUUGAAUUCUUCAUUCCACUGAUUCUAUUGUUGUCCCUUAAUAUGGGCAUAUACAUCAAACUUGCAAAACGGCGCAACAGUAAAAAGAUUCGACGAUCGUUAAGUUCGUCUGAUGGCCGAUGCCGCAAAACCUCAUCCGACUCCGAGAACAACAACGACUCAGAAGAAAGGGCUGACAUCGUUACAGCAUUGAUGACCAUGCGAGGAACUGGUCGACGGACUACGCUUUCAAAUAUAAAUACUCUAAGACGAUUCAGUGAUGAUAUUAGAAAAUCAAACGCUGUUAGCUCAAAACACAACUCGUAUUAUUGCCAUUAUUCCAAGAAAAAGACCAGUACUCAUUCAGUGGAUAUUUCAUCUGCCAACACAUCUACACAUAGAAAACAAUCUCUCGGAAAAGGCGUGCGAUAUAAUAAUCGGAAAGCUAACAGGCACGAUGCGGUUGUGCGUGACUUUCUGUUACGACAGGACAAUAAGGCGCUAUUUUCCUUGGCCUUAUUGGUGAUAACUUUCGUGGUUUGCUGGACCCCGGCAAUUAUAUGUGAUAUUCUCUUUUCGUUGUGUCCUGGAAACAUUCCGAUGUGGCUGCUCAUGCUCAGUAGUUGGAUUCUCUCAAGUAGCGCCGCGUUGAACCCCUUUCUGUACGGAAUUGGAAGUCAUGACUUUCGGCGGGUUGCAAAAGACUGGCUGUGCAACAAGUCUGUGGAAACGAGAGUGCUAGAACAGAUGAUGUAUAGUCAGUUAUUUCAGCCAUGCGAUAUCGUUGCAAUGAAAAACACAAUCGUUUACGAAAACAGAAGAGUUAGCAGUUGUGGUAUUAUGAGUAAUGUUUGAAUUGUGUU
Messenger RNA from Mya arenaria, 1488 nucleotides. Its product is annotated as alpha-2B adrenergic receptor-like. The record is from RefSeq and is a predicted model, not a curated record. Gene Ontology annotation, molecular function: G protein-coupled receptor activity. NCBI's taxonomy places the organism in Eukaryota, Metazoa, Mollusca, Bivalvia, Myida, Myidae. The transcript has a single exon. Bases 74 to 1480 code for a protein of 468 amino acids. Gene Ontology annotation, cellular component: membrane. Gene Ontology annotation, biological process: adenylate cyclase-activating adrenergic receptor signaling pathway.